AUGUCUGUCCACUUCUUAGUAAGAGCUCCCACACCAGACACCCCAGCGAGCGUUGUGUCCCUGCUACCCUACUACAACCUGCCAGCCAACGGUUCCCUCAACCUCCGUGAUGGAGUGUGGCGUAAGAAGAACUUCAUCAUGAAAGAGCUGGGUCUUGACAAAGGCUUCGAGCCCAUCAGAACAGGGCCGUUCGCUGGCAUUCGCAACUUGGGCGCUACGUGUUACGUGAAUUCCCUAUUGCAAGCUCUCUUCUUCACUAAGCCCUUCCGAACGGCGACCCUCAAUCUUCCGACCGCCGACUUGAACGGCCGCAGUUCGGCAUUCAAUCAGCAGGCCGCUAGCCUGAGGGCACUGCAGGUGCUAUUCGGUGAGAUGCAGUGUGGUAUCAGCGCAACGUGCGAGUCGUCGGUGACGGCAUUCGUGGAGGCGUGUAAGAUCCACACUUCGACGCACGAGGACCCUAGUGAGUUGGCUAUGCUCUUGCUAAGUUGGCUCCAACGACUGAUUCCGAAAGGAGUUCCUGACUUCGUCGAAGAGACCUUUGGUGGCCUGGUGAUAUACGAGACGACCUGUCGAAGCUGUGGGUCCAUCUCCAAACAGACGGAGGUCUUUGCUGAGAUGCGCGUGCCUUUGCCCUACGCCCCUACUUCUGGUGGCGAGGUCCUCCUGGAAGAUCUGGUUGCUGACGUUUUUGCUCCAGAGGUGUUCUCGGACGAAAGCCACUACUACUGUUGUGCAUGUGGUAAGUACUGCGAGGCGGUCCGUCGGCAGUGGAUCAAGUCGGCGCCUCCGUUCCUGUGGAUCACCAUGCAUCGUUAUGCUUUCACCGAUGGGGUCCGGCGGAAGAUUCUGACCGAGCUGUCGUUCCCUCUCACUGGUUUGGACUUGACCCCGUUCAACGCCAGGGUCUACGACUGUGUAGGUGCCCUGGAGCAUCACAGCACGGUGGCUCAUGCAGGUCACUACACGGCCACUCUCAAGGACCACAGUACUGGUAUAUGGUGGCGCUUUGAUGAUGGUCACGUUCGCGAGGUUGACUGGGCUCCGGUCGAUGGAGAGCUGCAGGCUGGAGAGUCCCCCUCGGAGCGAGCGCUGAAGAGAAGGCGAACGGCACCGGAGAGAGCGACCUCGCAUACGGCGUAUAUGCUAUUGUAUGUCCAGCAGGGUUACAAGGUCGACGAUUGUCCGGACCUGCCUCCUUGGCUGGCAGCUGAGGUGAAUAGGAAGAAUGAGGCCCUUAGACUGCCGGAAACCUUCGACCAUCAACGCUUGUGUGAGUCGGCGAGUGUGGCACAAGAGACACGCCGUGGGGAGGUGCGGAAGCUGAUCACGAAGUUACCACAUGCUCAUGAGGCUGUGAAGGGUCCUGGUGAUCUGGUCUUCGCCCCUGCCUUGGCGUUGAGGGAGUGGUCCAAGGGCACGGACGUGGUCAGGAGCCUGUUGGCUGAGGUUGGGGUGAUGAGUAAUGUGGACGACAAUGAGAGGAACGUAUUGGAGUCCCUAAAGGGGGAGAUGUUAUGCAAGCACGAGCGUGUGGACCCAUUGAGUGUGUACGCGAGUCGGUGUAGGUUGAUACCAGAGGAAGCGGUGGGGGAGUCUUUGAGGCCAGCGGUGGUGUCGAUGACGGGCAAGGAUGGUGUAUGCGUGGAGUGCUGUCGAGAUCUGCAUGCUCUAGUGGCCGACUUGAGGGAGUUCAACGAGACUUGCCAACGUCUUCAACUGGAGCCUUCAAGCGCCCCUUGUGCGAGCUGUGUGUGGGUGUGGUUUAAAGCACUGCCUCGUAUUAGGCUGGCAAGUGUUGGUAGUAAGAAGACCACUGCUGGGCGGCAGCGAAAGCACUUCGGUCGGACCCCUCCGUCAACGCCCAAUAGCUCCCCUCGGCUCACUUCUCUGGGCGGUUCAGCUUCUUCUGGUAAGGUUAGCAACGAUGUUAUAUGGCAGACCCUGGUUCGGGCUAAACUGAGGGAGCCUCGGCCGGCGGCCCCUUGGUCCUCAUCGCCGUCGUCGUACUGGGAGCCGAGCCCUUCUCCGAGUAAUGGUGAUUCUGAAGGCUCCGACACGGUGUCAACGGCGCCUAGUUCUUUGGGGGAGGUGGACCUAUGCAGCGGUUGUAUAUGUGAACAUGGUAACCUCAGCUGUGCCCGGCCAACACCGACCACUCGAGUGCUUCGGUCUCGCCGACUCAUUGAGAGGGCUAUUGAGCAAUCUAAUGGUCUGUCCACGAGGCUGCCGACGCUCGUGCCGAAGCUACGGAUGGAUAUGUGGAUACCCGGGGAUGCCCAGGUGUGCCCCGUGUGUCACGGUAAAGGGCCAAAGACGAGGGCUGGCCCUGCUGAGAAGCUGAACGCCGAGUCGUUGGAUUUGAUGGGCGCGACUACCGGUCUUGGCGGAGGUGGCUCGAGAGAGGUCUAUGGCUUGCCUUCGACGCCUGAGUUUGCCGAGGACGGUUUGCCUUUCCCUGUGUUCGACGCUGUCGAUUUGGAGGUCCGGUCGAAGGACUGGGGCGGGUCGGUGAGCAGAGGGGUCCGCUUGGGGACGCUACGAGAUGUACGGCCGAACACCAGCGGGUAUGAUAUGCGGUUGCAGAUUAUGACUUUGGGGAUGGUGCCGAAAAACGUUAAGGUUAAGUUGGUGUUGCAGGUCUGUAAGGAGACUGACUCGGCUCCUGAGGAGAGGGAACUUGCUGAUGAUACCAGAUUUGGUUACCUUUGUCGCCACCCCAAGAUUGCAAAGUUAUGGGUGUGUAAGAGCGAGAUCGAUACUGCUACUGCCAGCCCUACGCCGACAAGCCCUCCGGGGCCGCCUAAGGGGAAAAGGACAGCGCCGUCGGGCUCGACAGCGGCUGAGCGACGAAAGCGACGGAACCAGCGAGCGGAGGGUGGCCUUAGCAUGCCCGAGGAGGAGGAGACGCAGAGAGGCCGCCCGGCCUAG
This is a messenger RNA of Perkinsus marinus ATCC 50983, 2931 nucleotides long. Its product is annotated as ubiquitin specific protease, putative. NCBI's taxonomy places the organism in Eukaryota, Perkinsozoa, Perkinsida, Perkinsidae. The transcript has 6 exons. Gene Ontology annotation, biological process: protein deubiquitination. Gene Ontology annotation, cellular component: cytosol; nucleus. The record is from RefSeq and is a predicted model, not a curated record. Bases 1 to 2931 code for a protein of 976 amino acids. Gene Ontology annotation, molecular function: cysteine-type endopeptidase activity; cysteine-type deubiquitinase activity.